UGAUAUUCAGAGUCGUUAUGGCGUCGCACCGAACGGGAAUGGGAUUUUUCAGUUGCCGCAUGUAUUGGAAUUUACCAGUCAUGUUCCACGUUCUUUUGUAGUUAAAUAUACACAUGCAAAUGAAGGAAGAAGAUAAUAUACCGGGAACGGUCAAUGGCACCGUUAUGGAGCGAAAACAAGGUGGUGUCGAAGAUAGCAGGGGUUGUACAGACACACUGGUCUACGAAGCGGGAUCUAAUCAAGCUGCAGGUCGUGGCGGCCGCAAUGGUACAGGAAACCGUGUCGGAACGGGGAUACGCGUUCUAAAGCGGAACAUGAAGAGGAAUGGGAGCAGAGGCUGUGUUACCAGGAAGACCCGCUUUGGAUCGCGGGAGCGGGACUGGCUGAAGGGGGAUGCCCAGCGGGGCUGUGUGUGUCUGUACGGGGGAACAGUUGACCCCCAGCCCCCAGCCUCGGGCCCACAGGCCUCCUCCACCCUCCAGGCAGACCUGCGGCUGGUGCUAUGCUCCACCACUACCACGGUGGAGGAGCUGUGUGCCCAGAGAGAAGUAGAGGGACUAUACCUGCAGCUCCAUGGAGACCUGCUCAGGAGGCUGGACCCCUCUGAGCGCCCUCUCCAGAUGGUGUAUGACUACCUGGCUGCUAUAGGCUACCAGGACCCUCUGCGGGUUCAGAGAGAGGCGGCCAACUCGGACCUCAGCUGCAUGAUCCGCUUCUACAGUGAGUGUCCAGUGAACGCGGACCAGCAGGAGCGAACCCUGUUGACGGGCGUGUUCAGCGUCAGGAAGGGAAAGACCCAGCUGCACAAGUGGGCAGAGCGCCAGGUCCUCCUGUGUGGAACCUGUCUGAUUGUGGCCUCCGUCAAAGAUAGCCUGACGGGGAAGAUGCACAUCCUGCCCCUGGUGGGGGGAAAGGUGGAGGAGGUGAAGAGGAGACAGCACUGUCUGAUGUUCAGCUCAGCCGGACCUCAGGCCCAGACAUACUUUGUUAACUUCGACACACUGGCAGACUAUCAGAGGUGGCAUCGGCAGGCUUCAAAAGUUGUUUCUCAGACCAUCAGCCUGGUGGAUCUGUCAUGCUACAGUCUGGAGGAGGUGCCAGAGUACCUGUUCUACAGCCAGGACCUCACCCAUCUCAACCUCCGACACAACUUCAUGUCCCUGCAGGGCCCCGGAGGACUGCUCAACCUCCCCAGGUUUUCCCAGCUGAAGAGCCUGAACCUUUCGCAUAACCGCCUGGGAGUGUUUCCAGAGUCUGUCUGUGAGAUCCUCACCCUGACAGAGCUCAACCUCUCCUGUAACGGCAUGAACACUGUCCCCGCACAGAUAGGCAACCUCCAGAGUCUGCAGACCCUGUCUCUGGAUGGGAAUCAGUUGAGCUUCCUUCCUGAAGAGCUUGGCGGCCUAGCUCAGCUCAGCAGCCUGGGGCUUUCCUUCAACAACUUCCCCCACAUCCCUGGUGUGCUGGAUAGGCUAAGUGGCAUGGACAAGUUAGCCAUGGCUGGGAACAGGGUGGAGACCCUGGAGCUGGGGAUCCUUGCCAGGAUGAGCCACCUCAAGAACAUCGACCUGCGGCUGAACGGUCUGCGCUGGGUGAAGAGUGAGGCCCUGGAGGCAGUGAAGCAGGUGACCCAGCUGGACCUGAGGGACAACCACUUGGCCACCCUGGACCUGAGCUCCAUCUGCAGCCUGGAAACCCUGCACUGUCAGAGAAACCAGCUGAGGGCGCUAACGCUGAGUGGCUUCACCCUGCGCACGCUCCACGCCAGCAGCAACCGCCUGACCACAGUCAACAUCUACCCAGUACCCAACCAGCUGACACAGAUGGACCUAUCACGGAACCUGCUGGAGUACCUUCCAGACUGGGUGUGUGACAGUAGAAAGGUGGAGGUGCUGGACGUUACACACAACUUCCUGUCUGAACUACCAGCCAGACUGCUCAGCAGCCUGAGUCUGAGGAAGCUGCUGGCUGGGAACAAUAGGCUCCAGAGACUGCCUGACCUACUUGACCACAUCCCCCUGGAAGUACUCGACCUCCAGCACAACAAGCUAGGCGAGCUCCCAGAGAGCCUCUUCUACAAGGCCUUAAACCUAAAGUACCUGAACGUGUCAGCUAAUGCCCUGGAGACAAUUCCCCCCAGCAGCCAAUCAGAGGAGAGUCUCAGCACCCUCCAGGAACUGUACCUGACGGGGAACAAACUGAAUGAGAACUGCGCUGCUCUGCUUGUGGGACACCAGAACCUCAGAGUCCUGCACAUGGCCUACAACCAGUUGCUCUCUUUCCCUGCCAGUAAACUGAGUAAACUAGAGCUGCUGGAGGAGCUGAAUCUGAGUGGCAACAAGCUGAAGACCAUCCCCUCCACUGUUUCCAGCUGUAAGAGGCUACACACCCUCAUAGCACACUCCAACCACAUCAGUGUGUUCCCCGAGAUCCUCAACCUGCCAGAGAUCAAGCUUGUGGACUUGAGCUGUAAUGAGCUGACUGAAAUCCUACUGCCAGACUCUCUAACGGCCACCCUGCACGAACUAGACCUGGCUGGCAACAGCAGCCUCUUGCUGGAGCACAAAACACUCAACCUGUUCAGUCACAUCACCACCCUGAAGCUGGACCAGAAGCCAGCCAUGGCCACCGGGGACUCCCUGGGCUCCUCCACCCUGUGGAACCACGGCUACUCUGAGAUGAGUGGGCAGAGGAACAAAUUGUGUGUGUCUGUGCUGGCAGUGGACCGCUUUGGGGAUAGUGUUGAGGCGGCCUAUGGCGUCUUCGACGGAGACCGCAAUGAGGAAGUUCCUCGUCUGUUGCAGUGCACCAUGGGAGAUGUGCUGUCGGAGGAGCUGCUGCAUUCCAGUGUGGACAGUGUGUACAUGAGCAACACCUUCCUCACCUCACACAGGAAACUGGGCAUGGCUGGUCAGAAGCUGGGUGCAUCUGCCCUGCUCUGCUACAUCCACCACGAGCCGUCGGAGCUGGGCAGCUACUUCAGCCUGACGGUGGCCAACGUGGGCAGCUGCCAGGCGGUGCUGUGUCGAGAUGGCCAGCCCCUGCCCCUUUCCAAGGUUUUCAGCCUGGAGCAGAGCACCGAAGAGAUGGACAGGGUCAAACUGAGCAAGGCGAUCAUCACUGAGGAUAACAAAGUGAGUGGAGUGACAUGCUGCUCUCGCCUGCUGGGAUGCUCUUAUCUGUCUCCCUGGGUGCUGCCCAAGCCCUGGGUGCGCACUGAGCCCCUGUGUUCCCAAGAUGAGUUCUUGAUCCUGGGGAACCGGGCGCUGUUUGAGAGGGUGUCCUACCAGGAGGCUGUGUGCAACGUGCAGGCCGUGAGGGACCCCCGCGCAGCUGCCAAGAAGCUCUGCACGCUGGCCCAGAGCUACGGCUGCCGGGACAAUGUGGGGGCGGUGGUGGUGUCCCUGCACAUCGGGGAGGACAGCUGUACCUGUGAGCCCCCUCACGCCAGUACUGGUAUUGAACCCCGGGGACCCCCUCCAACACCCCUCCCCGUCACUGCUCCCCAAGGGGACCCGGCCACGCCCUCCUCCAGCAGUGGCAUCGCUUCAGAGUUCAACAGCGAGACUUCGGCCUCGGAGGUGGGGAGUGAGGCGGGCUCCACAGCCUCUGACGAGCACCCCUCCACUGGCCCCACGGCCCGACCUGAGAGGCGCUGUAGUCUCCACCCUGCAGCCACGCUCUGUGCCCCCGCGGGACCCGGCUCAGCUGGGGUAGGGGGGCCCCACCCUGUCCUAUUCCAGCGCCAGCCCUCCUGUGCCACCUUCUCCAGUAACCAGUCUGACAACGGGCUGGACAGUGAUGACGAGGCUCCACUAGAGGGGGUCAUCUCCAAUGGGAGCAAGCUGGAGGUGGAGGUGGACAUCCACUGCUGUGCUUUCCAGAUCCGUUCUGGGCCAGCCGCGAGCCCAAAGGACCACAACCUGGACAAGACACGCUCCGACUACCCCAACGGGAAGAUGCGUCGUCAGAACAGCGUGGUGGUGUCAGCCACUAAUGGCUGCCUGCUGGCUGUGUGUGGCAGAGAGAUCUCUGACCUAAAGAAGUCCCCCUCCACCUCCAGCCUCUUUGGGAAGAAGCUUUCCAACGGCUCCGUGGUGGCCCCGGAAGAUAGCCACAACCUCAUCGAGGUAGCCCUGGAGGCCCCUAAGAAGAAGUCGGGUUACUUCACUGCCCCUGCCCAGCAGGACCCCGAGGACCAGCUGGUAGUGCCUCCCAGUCUAGAGCAGGAUGUUAGGGAACAGCUGAGGGGCCAGAGCCCUAUGGUCCCAGGACCUCCACCCCCUUUCACACCCCCCUCCAUCAGAGACCCUGUGUGGGACCACCCCCACCCCCCUGCUCCCAUGCUGCCCCAGCGGGACCUCGCCCCUAACCCUAUCCCUGCCCUACAGCAGGAAGUCUAUGAUACUGCCCUCUAGAGGGGGCCAGAGCACAGCGCCACCCUGUGGUAGUCCUGUGACAGUGCCAUACCAGGGGGGCAGAGGAGGUCUCUCUGGCACAGGUGGGAUAUUCCAGUUCAAGUUUCCAUUCAGCUCUGUCAUGAAGACCAGAUGGACAUGUGGGGCCUUGACUGUUCACACAUGAAUGCGUUACGUCACGUUAGACGUAGAGAGGUGCUUAGCUAACUGUCUGAUGAACCUGGUGGAACUGUCUGAGUAUCAGAGCUGAACAGGCACUGAAGUCACCAACCAUGAAAAUAGGUUGUGAAAAGAAGGGGGCCACCGGAGGCCAAAAUACCCCAGCCUGAACUAGAAUACCUCAUGCGUUUUAGACUGCAGAACUUGUUUGCAACAUUUCCCUUUACUUGGAAGGAAGGUCAAAUAGUGAAAUGGUAGAAUAAUCCAUUUGAGUGUGUUAUCAUUCCAUUGCUGGGGGCUGCAGGGGCUCCUAGAUCCCAGGGACAAGUCCUGUGACCAAAAGGUGAAAAAGUGCCUACUGUAGAUGACUCAGCCCCAGAUGUCCCUGCCUCACUGCCUGUGUGUGUAUGGAGGGGGGAGGGGACACACAUCAGUAUUAACCCUGGAAUAGGACAUCACUGUGUGACAGCGUCCUCCAGGGGCCACCAAUGGUACAGCCACUUCACGCGCUCGCUCUCUCUCUUUCUGUCUGUCUGUCUGUAUAUAUAUCCUACUUUAUCUCCCUCUCUAACCUGUUGACCGCACAAUGGCUGGCAGGACUGGAAACUGGGCUGACUGGCCUUACUCUGUGGCACAAGGAUUCAGACUGUGUAUGCUAGAGGCAGGUAGGAACAUAACAGCAGGCGAUAAAAAAAAACGAAUCUAAUUUGAAUUUACAAAAAAAAACUAAGAAGUGACCCUUUCUAUCAACACCAUAAUCCAUCUAUAUGGAAAAUACAGUUAGUAUCUAUAUACACAUUUAGUCUGAGCAGUGUAGUGCAGAACCACAUCGUGGUGUAAUCACAAGGCCAGCUUGGCCUAGUCCCAGCAUCAGGAUGCGUAUCCAUUUGGAAACCAUUGAAGCCUUGCUGGGAGGAAUAAUACAGAAAAUAACAUUCAAAAAUAGCAUCAAGAUCUCAUAAAAAGGCAAACGCAAAAUAACAUGACAGUGCAUUGCUCACCUGUACAGAACCAAUAUGGCAUACCGCUUCAAAACCAUUAUUGUAACACUGUAUCCGUGACGGUGCAUGGUCAGCAAAUUUUAACAGAAAAAGUCAUUAUAUUAAUUAUGUUUUAUGGGCAACAUGAGUGGUGACAAUGAAGACGAAACAAUUGUUCACGGUGUUCAUAUCUCAAAGACGCUACAAUGCACACCAGAUACUGUACAGUAAUCAUUACAAGUGAUGGGUGAAAAAACAUGUUCUUCGCAUUAUUCGAGUGCCAUCAUUUAAGGAGUCCAGAUACUGUGAGGUUGUGUAGCCCCUUUUUCUUUAGUUUUUCUAGUUUCACGCUUGUUGUACCCAGGAAAUUGUGCAAAAUCUCUCCAGUGACCAACAUAUCGAAAGUGUUUUUUAAGGUUUGAGAAUCAUUCUGUUCCCAUCAUUCCAUUAGCUUCACAGUCAACUGAACAAAAUAUCCAUGAGUAGUGUACUAAAAUGAGGAUGUAACAUGGUAUAUUAUUUGACAUGUAUAUGAAAAGUAUGCAUGUUGUGAAAGUCUAUUUUAAUCAUGCAGUUUGUAUAAUUCCUUUGGAGCCUGUAGAUAUAGCUGGCUGAUGCUCUUCAUUUUAAGUCAGGGACCGGCGAGAGAAGAGUAAAAAUAAUUGAAAUAAUCUACUGACAGAUUCAAUAGGGGUUUGUGGGACAUCUGGUGGUGAUAACUAUGAAUUGCCUCAAAUGUUAGUUCUAUAUCAGUGAAUAUCACCAGUGUACUCUACCACCGCUACCACCUACUGUAUAACAGAUUCAGAACAAGCACAGUGUGUUUUUGUUGGCAGGACAGAACAGCUCAUUGUUGUCUUGGCGACAAUAAGGGCUGGUUUGAGUAAGAGGGGUGGUGUGAAGCUCACAUGAGUGGCAACACCAAACCAUUUCAACAGGUGGGUGGAUGACUGGAUGGGGUAUUGUGAAGGAACAACGUUUCAAGAGGUAUGUAAGGACACCUGACCUAAUGCUGAGGAGGAUGUUCUCUUACUCUUCUUUCACAGUGUAGAGACAAGCCUUUGUCUGUUCCAUAUGUUUCUAAGCUGUCAGAGGACCCUUGGUUAAUACCAUCCAACCAAUGAGGAAAACGGGUUUAUCAGAUUACGUUUGUGGAAUUUUAGCAAAAAUGAGCAAAGCACUUUUGUGUCCCGAGAAGAGUGAAAAAACUAAAGUAUUGAGUGUAAGCCAUUCGUUUUGCAUCAGAAUUUGAGUUCAGACUUUAUUUGGGGCAUUUGCAAAUGGUUUUAGUGUUGCUGAGCUAUGGAGUGGCCCUGACUUUUAUCUAGCACAGACAUUGUGAAAUAUGUCCGUCAUGGACAUUACUUUGAAUAAAGGCAUCUGCAUAAUAUGGGUCAGUUGACUGUGAAUAUGACAUUUCUAUAAAGUUGCACUUGUGCUCCAGCAAUGUUAGAGGAUAGUAUUCCACUAAUUGACUCAUCAUUGAUAUAUCAAAGCUGCAGACCAAAAUCUUUCACCCUUCCCCUUUGUGCCUAACCCUAACCCAUUUUAGAGAGGACAACUUUCUGACUUAGUAAGAGAGGGCUUGUUGUCUGACAAGAGAAUGACUGGGAUGUGUUCCUAGAUGCCACUGUGAGAAGGCUAGUGGCAUGGUUGUAAUACUUACCAUAGCUGCUUAGCUAGCUACAACCCACUAUGCUUGUUCAUAGCCUUAAUGCAGUGCUGCCAGUCCUAAUGAUGAUGGUGACUGUCUUUUUCUGUUGGUUUUAUUUCCUUUAGCGGAGCUGGUUUUGCCCUUUGACCUUACGUGGCAAGGUCAGGAGCAUAUAACACGGCAAUAUUUUGCAUUAUUUUCUCCAAAUUGCAGAGGGAGCAAUGUAACGUUUCAAGCCAGUAGAACAAGGAUUAGGACCAGAGGGGUGGAUUCUAAAGGUUUCGUAGAAUUGGCAGUAUUUUAGAUGCUCAAAAACCUCACAGCGGCUUCGAAAUGGCUAUUUACUUCAUCCUUAACAUUCAAGACUGGAUUGAUUGGUGAAUUUUCCUUUCUAAAGCCUGCUUGCUUAUAAUAUGAGAUGUAUUAUAUACAAUUGAAGUUGGAUGUUUACAUCUUAGUUAGGUCAGUUAGGAUCACCACUUUAUUUUAAGAAUGUGAAAUGUCAGAAUAAUAGUAGAGAAUGAUUCAUUUCAACUUUUAUUUCUUUCAUCACAUUCCCAGUGGUUCAGAAGUUUGCAUACACUCAAUUAGUAUUUGGUAACAUUGCCUUUAAAUUGUUUAACUUGGGUCAAACGUUUCAGGUAGCCUUCCACAACCUUCCCUCAAUAAGUUGGGUGAAUGCUGGCCCAUUCCUCCUGACAGAGCUGGUGUAACUGAGUCAGGUUCGUAGGCCUCCAUGUUCCCACACGCUUUUUCAGUUCUGCCCACAAAUGUUCUAUGGGAUUGAGGUCAGGGCUUUGUGGUGGCCUAUUUUGUGAAGUGCACCAGUCCCUCCUGCAUCAAAGCACCCCCACAACAUGAUGCUGUCACCCCCGUGUUUCACGGCUGGGAUGGUGUUUUCCGGGUUGCAAGCCUCCCCCUUUUUCCUCCAAACAUAACGAUGGUCAUUAUGGCCAAACAGUUCUAUUUUUGUUUCAUCAGACCAGAGGACAUUUCUCCAAAAAGUACGAUCUUUGUCCCCAUGUGCAGUUGCAAACCGUAGUCUGGCUUUUUUAUGGCGGUUUUGGAGCAGUGGCUUCUUCCUUGCUGAGCGGCCUUUCAGGUUAUGUCGAUAUAGGACUCGUUUAACUGUGGAUAUAGAUACUUUUGUACCCAUUUCCUCCAGCAUCUUCACAAGUUCCUUUGCUGUUGUUCUGGGAUUGAUUCGCACCAAAGUAUGUUCAUCUCUAGGAGACAGAACACGUCUCCUCCCUGAGUGGUAUGACGGCUGCGUGGUCCCAUGGUGUUUAUACUUGCGUACUAUUGUUCGUACAGAUGUACGUGGUACCUUCAGGCAUUUGGAAAUUGCUCCCAAGGAUGAACCAGACUUGUGGGGGUCUACAGUUUUUUUUCUGAGGUCUUGGCUGAUUUCUUUAGAUUUUCCCCUGAUGUCAAGCAAAGAGGCAAUGAGUUUGAAAGUAGGCCUUGAAAUACAUCCACGGGUACACCUCCAAUUGACUGAAAUUAUGUAAAUUAGCCUUUCAGGAGCUUCUGAAGCCAUGACAUCAUUUUCUGGAAUGUUCCUAGCUGUUUAAAGGCACAAUCAACUUAGUAUAUGUAAACUUCUGACCCACUGGAACUGUGAUACAGUGAAUUAAUAUGUCUGUAAACAAUUGUUGGAAAAAAUUACUUGUGUCAUGCACAAAGCAGAUGUCCUAACCGACUUUCCAAAACUAUAGUUUGUUAACAAGAAAUUUGUGGAGUGGUUGAAAAACUAGUUUUAAUGACUUCAACCUAAGUGUAUGUAAACUUCUGACUUCAACUGUAUGUUUUAUUCACUUAUUUUGUUCCAACUUCGGACAACAUCUGCUCUUCAAAGGAUCAAAUACUGUUGAAAGCACUUUGUACAUAGGGAGAUAAAUAUAUUCAAAGAUUGAUAUUUGAGUAUUAUGUGAGAUUUAUCAAAAAUGCACAUGAACUCAUAGGGCUUGAGUUGUCGUUGUUGUGGCUUCUGUCAGCCAAACAUAUGUCUUCUCUAAGAGAAAGUAUCCAAUAGAAGUGCUAAUAAUUCAAAGUGAAGUGUGAGAGAAUUACAAAACUGCUUUUCGGUUGGAUGCAAGUUUGUCUUUUAGCACAAAGAUAGGCAUUGUUCUUCCUUGUUCAAGUCUUAAGGCUUUUUUUGUAUUGAGUCAUUCUGCUUCCAUGAGAGGAACAGCAGCUGGUGUUGUGGGGUGAAAGAUCCUGGCUCAUUCUAGGGAUGAUAAGUGGCAGAAAGCAGGCAUUUUGAAUAUUGCUUUGUUUGCCAACGGAAGCCACCUGUUGUGCCUCAGGCGGUAACACAGGUACAUGUACGCACCACAGGUGUGGGUUUGCCCUCCACCCUGAGCAUUACAGGACAGACUAAAGAAACAGAUUUGAGCUUGCACACAUCUGACAUUUUCAUAUGGCAUUUAAGUUGAGAACAUAAGAACAGUAUGAAGAGGUGAUUGUCUUUGAUGUGGUUGGUGGAACAAGAUAAUUCAAAGUUCUCAUAAUCCUCUUAAUGAACAGGAAGUUGGACUUCAAAUAAACUACACAAUGUAGAUGAUUAUGAACAUGAAUUCCCUCACAUCAAAUAUGCAAAGUGUCACCUGUUUAUAUUACUCACAGGUUACACACCUAGGAGGAUCCUUUUUUCUUAACUAUGGAAAUGAGUAGUAACUGAGCAUUCUUGUCUGUGUGUGCGUAUGCAUGUGUGAGAAUGGUGAAGUGCAGCGUUCUGCCAUCGUGUGCGUUUUCACCUCUUGUCAACUCUUUCUACACAGUGGUCCAUGUAGAAAAGUUGAUCAAGAGGCUCCAUAAUUGGGCCCUAGUUUGCCAAGUGGGGACCAGCAACACACUACUAAGCCCGGUGCGUUCCAAAUGCACCCAUGUUAUGUGUUCUAGCAGCCAAAAAUGCAUUCCAAAUGUAAGAACAUGCAUCUGCAAAUCCUUAGCCAAUUAUUAUUUGCUAUUUUGUUUACAGUCAACUCUCCCUUGCUUUUGUAAAGAACCAAAAAGUUGACUCCUACUAACAAGAGCUAGAAACAAUAUUGAUUGAGAAGGUCAUUAACCUAUAUAGAGGAAUAAAUGUGCCUGUACAUAUGCAUACCGUACGUAUGGCUACAGUAAGAUGGGGCACAGAGUAACAGAUCAAGGUGACAUCACAAUGAUGGCAAAGUAUUCCCUUUAAUUAUUUAGUAGAGGAGAUCAACUACUGUUCAUGAUCUGAGUGCACCAUAAUCCUAUGUAAAUACAGCUGUGUGUGACGGUAUGCAUAUUUAAGUAGGUUAUGGUGUCAAUGCUUUUCUGAUUCAGUUAAUCCAAUCUCUGUAAACACAUUAUAGGUUUUAUUUCUCUUCACAGAGGGAGAACAUGCUGCCUGCCUGUUUGUCAUUGUGGUCUGAGUGAGAAAGUAUGCACACGUGCAUGCAUGUGUUGCUAUUAUAUUUAACAGAAUGAAUCUCCAUUCUGUUGAAUGAUUAUGGUGAACUCUGGAAAGAAUCUGAUAUUGAGGACGUUCCGAUAUUGAGGACGUUCUAAUUGUUUAACAUGUGACCAAAGUAAACAUUGUUUGAUCUCACCUUUCUUUCUGUACUUUCUUUUCUAGAGAUGCUUGAAUAUUUUCUCUCAAUGCCAAGAAGCUGAGGUUUAUUUUUCUACAUUGUUUCAUGCAAAUGUAUAGGUCCUUCUCCACUACAGAAUCUAGAAUAAAGGGAUUCUAUUGUAUAUCGUUGCAUAUUAUGGUAUUUUUAUUUAAGAUUCUAAUUUGUGUAUUUAAUGUCUGAAGCAUGCCAUAUAUAAAUGCAUAUAAAUAUAAAAUGUAUACAGUGCAUAUAUGUGAUUACUUUCUACAAAAUGUUAACAUUGUUUGUAAGCCAAGGCAUUGUUUUGAAUAUCUGGAGCAUAUCUAAUAUUUUUGUUUAUAUUUUAGCAUGUAGAAAACUGCUACAAAUAUUUGUAUUCUGUUAAAUAUUUGCUGUAAUUCGUUUUAGAGGAUACCUUGUUUUAUCAUUUAGGGAAGGACUAACCAUGAGCACUUUUGCUGUUUCAGCCAGAAUUGUACUCCUUAAAAUUUUCAGUGGGCGAUGGUUUAUUAUUUCAUUUGAGAUGCUGCUAUGACUAGUUUUGAGCAGAAAAGCUGUAUUUUUAAUUAACUUUCAGACAAGUAGCAAUAAAAAUUUAUACUGUGAAAAA
Messenger RNA from Oncorhynchus kisutch (coho salmon), 11405 nucleotides. RefSeq names its product PH domain leucine-rich repeat-containing protein phosphatase 2-like. The record is from RefSeq and is a predicted model, not a curated record. The coding region runs from base 114 to 4418 and encodes 1434 amino acids. Lineage: Eukaryota; Metazoa; Chordata; Actinopteri; Salmoniformes; Salmonidae. The transcript has 19 exons. Gene Ontology annotation, molecular function: protein binding.